UGUAAAUUUAUGUGUAUGUAUAUAUGUGUCUAUAUAGCAGGUCAAAUCGAGCUGCUUUGCCAUGGCAAUUAAACGUUUUGACCGCAAGCCAAUUUAGGGCACGGGCUGCGCUCAGGUAAAUGCCGGCCAGGUAGAAAACAGGAUCAGACCGAGCCAAAGCUGAGCUCAGCGAAUCAGCGCCGAGAGCCUGGAGGCCGACUCCUCGGAGACCAUGCUCGGCCAGGACAACCUGCAGCAGCAGCUGGAGCAGCUGAUGAAUCAACAAGAGGACAGAGACUUUAGCGGCAGUGCGGACAGCUUAUCCGAUGGCAACAAUAGCUGCUCUCUGGAUCUGUACUACGAUACGCCAGCCGUGCUGGAGCUGGAGCAAAUGCUCAGCGCUCAAACCCAACAGCAGCACAAGCAGCUGCAGCAGCAACAACAACAACAACAUCAGAUGCAACAGCAACUGUCUGCAGGCGCCAACAAAUACCAAACAAAGGCAGCCAAAUAUUGGCAAAAGACAGCGCGCAGCAGACCCUACGACUAUCAUUAUGCCUAUCCGAGUGCCUCCUGCGAGGAGGAGCCGGAGGAGCACGAGAGCUGCGGCAAAGAUGUCCUGCGCAAGCGUCGGCUGGCGGCCAAUGCACGCGAACGUCGCCGCAUGAACAGCCUCAAUGAUGCCUUCGACAAGCUGAGAGAUGUGGUGCCGUCUCUGGGCCACGAUCGACGACUCUCCAAGUACGAGACAUUGCAAAUGGCGCAGGCGUACAUUGGGGAUCUGCUCACGCUGCUCGCCCGAGACUACUGAGCGGGCGGGGGCUGGUGAGGGGGCAUCAAUGCAACCGGGACGUGUUGCUGCAACACUUGAACCUAGUGUCAACUUUUAAAGGCUGUUAGUUCAUAAAUUUAGCUGAUAGACUUUUGUAUAUAAGUUAGGAUUUUAAGAGCGUUUAUUAAAUAUAAUUAUGAUGUAGUCGAAAAUGAA
Molecule: messenger RNA, 967 nt
Organism: Drosophila mojavensis
Lineage: Eukaryota; Metazoa; Arthropoda; Insecta; Diptera; Drosophilidae
Gene: amos
Product: basic helix-loop-helix transcription factor amos
Exons: 2
Coding region: 212-790 (192 amino acids)
Molecular function (GO): protein dimerization activity
Source: RefSeq, a predicted model, not a curated record